CGUCAUCACAUGGGUGUCAUGUGACCAUGGUUGUGUAAUAUUACACGGACGUAAAUAUUACAUAUCAGUGCAUAAACGUCAGUUGACGGAACAGACAUGUCGGCAGAGACGGUGGGGAACUUUGUGGAGUGCCCGCUGUGCAGGGCGAGCCACACCCCAACGAAGGGAGAGCUGAAGGAUGGAGUCUACGCGUCUACUUGUCAAAACUGUGGCCACUUCUUCAAGUUCAAGGUCACAGGCAUUCUCAAAUCAUCUGUCACCUUCACCAUCAACGGGAUUUCCUUCACAGUUGGCAACCAGUAUGCCGCAGCCCUGUCCCUGAAUGAGUUCAUGAGGUCCCAGGGUGUGUCCUAUGGCACCAAGGCCAUGUGUAUAGAGGGAGGGUGUGGCGUGUGCCUCGUCACUACCACACUGUAUGAUCCAAUCACAAAGGCCGUGCAGACCUACACAGUCAACUCGUGUCUGGUUCCCCUGUACACGUGUGACGGCAUGCAAGUGACAACCAUCGAGGGUCUGGGCAACCCCAGGGAUGGCCUACACCCGAUACAAGACCGUCUGGCACAGUACAAUGGGUCUCAGUGUGGCUUCUGUAGCCCUGCCCAGGUCAUGAAUAUGUAUGGCCUACUGAAAAGAACACCCAAGCCUACCAUGCAACAAGUAGAGAAUGCCUACGAUGCUGUCAUUUGCCGAUGUACAGGCUAUCGCCCAAUUCUGGAUGCCAUGAAGUCCUUUGCCUCAGACGCUCCACCAACCCUGCCUGGCGGUGCUAUUGACAUUGAGGAACUGGACAAGAAGAUAUGCAGCAAAACCGGGAAGACCUGCACAGGACGCUGUUCAUCUGAGAGACAGACUGACCUGGAGCAGGUGCCCCUCAACAUUGUGCUGCAGGGGUCACAGUGGUACAAACCCACCACCAGGCAGCAGCUCUACGCCCUCCUCGGCCAACACCAGGCAGACAACUACAGACUCGUGUUUGGGAAUUCAGGAUUCGGUGUCUACAAAGAAAUCGGUCCAUGGAUGUACAAUGUCCUCAUUGACCUGCGUGGCAUCCAGGAGUUCUAUGACAUUUCUAUUGAAUCCUCCAAAGUGAUGUUUGGACCUAGCAUCACUCUGACCAACAUGUUGGAAGUCUUUGAGAAAAACAGCACCAACCCUGCUUUGUCGUACUUCCGGGACUUCGCCAGCCACGUGGCCUACAUUGGUAACAUCGGGCUGAGAAAUUUGGGCAGCUGGGCCGGGAACCUGAUGUUGAAGAACCUCCACACUGAGUUCCCGUCUGAUGUUUUCACCAUGUUAGAGACAGUCGGGGCAACUCUGUUCAUUGGAUCGAGUGAUGGCUCCGAGAAGUCAUACAGUCUCAUGGACUUCCUGAAGCUAGACAUGAAGGGCAAGGUCAUCCUGUCUCUCACGCUUCCAACAUUCCCAUCAGGAGACGUCUAUGUCAAGACCUUCAAGAUUACCCCAAGGCACCAGAACGCCCACGCCUAUGUGAACGCAGGCUUCAGGAUGCAGCUGAACAGGAGCAACAACUUCAAUGUCAAGACAAAACCAUCCCUGGUGUAUGGCGGCAUCAACAAGACACUGGUACAUGCAAGCAAUACAGAGGCAUUUCUGCAAGGGAAACAACUAGGAGAUGCAUCGGUUCUCAAAGCUGCAAUAGCCAGUCUAUCUGCCGAGUUGAUCCCAGACGCUACAGCUGGGUUGUCGAGUACAGCCUACAGAAAGAACCUGGCCAUCUCACUAUUCUACAAGUAUGUGCUCGGCAUGUGUGGUGAGAAAGCAGCGGCAAGAUUCCAGAGUGGAGGCACCAACUUGAUACGGCCCGUGUCUUCAGGCACUCAGACAUAUGACACCCGUAAAGACGAAUAUCCCCUGACUAAGCCAAUGGUAAAGGCUGAUGCAGACUUACAGACUUCAGGGCGGGUCCAGUACGUUGGUGACAUUCCUCCAGUUCCAAAUGAAGUGUGUGCAGCAUUCGUCAUCAGCAGCGUUGGCAACGCCGACAUCGACACUGUCGACACCUCUGUGGCCAUGUCCUACCCUGGAGUGAUUAAAUACAUAUCUGCAGCUGAUAUACCAGCUUCAAGGAACAAUUUCAGGGGACCACCUGGCGGUGUUGAGGAGCUGUUCUGCAGUGGGCGCGUUCUGUACAGUGGACAGCCAAUUGGUCUCAUCGUGGCAGUUGACCAACUAUCAGCUGACACAGCAGCCAGCAUGGUGAAGGUUACCUACAAGAACGUCCAGCCCCCCAUCAUUACAAUGGAAGAUGCGAUUCAGAAGAAAUCCAUAUUUCCAAAUGUUGCCCAGGAGUAUAAAGUCGGUGAUGCUGCAGCUGCAAUAGCCGGGUCUGACAAACAGAUAACUGGCAGUGUCAAGAUAAAACAUCAGUACCAUUUCCACCUGGAAAAACAGUUCUGCCUGUGCUACCCAGCAGAGGAUGGGGUGGGUGUCCAUCUCCACUGCCCAACUCAGUGGUCAGAUUCUGUACAGCAGGCCGUAGCAGCAUUGCUUAACAUACAGGAAAGCAGUGUAAGUGUCAAGGUCAAACGUCUUGGAGGAGCCUUUGGAGCGAAGAUAACUCGUGCCAACCUGCCAGCGUGUGCCGCUGCUAUCGCCACAUACAUCACGAGAAGACCUGUUCGCCUGUCGGUGGACCUCCACACCAACAUGAAGGCAGUCGGGGGACGUUUUCCGUAUCUGGCGACUUACACAGUCGGGGUCAACAAUGAUGGAAAACUGAAUGGCAUCCAACUGACGUCCAAUGCUGACUGUGGAGCAACACCCAAUGACUGUCCACUUGCGGGAUUUCCCGACUUCAUGGACAAUGCCUACUACUGUCCAGCAUGGGAUUUCAAGCCAGUAGCCCUGAAGACAAAUCUCCCAGCAAACACCUUAUGCAGAUCGCCAGGAACCCUACCUGCCAUCUUCAUCAUGGAAGCGAUGAUGGAUCACGUCGCCAAGGAAUUGAACAUGGAUCCGUUGGAGUUCAGGAAGAUAAACCUAUUCACCAAAGGCCAAAAAUCGGCCUUUGGACUGGUUCUGAAGUACUGCAACAUCAAGGAUAUUGUCGCCCAGCUUGAGACGUCAGCCGAUGUCACAGCAAGAAAGAAGCAAAUUGCUGCAUUCAAUCAGGCCAACAGAUGGAAGAAGAAGGGCAUUGAAGUGAUGCCGCUGCGCUGGAACAUGGACUACGGGAAAGACAUCUUCAACGUCUACGUCACCAUCUACCACGGUGAUGGAUCCGUGGCACUCUCUGUCGGCGGUGUAGAACUCGGGCAGGGAUUAAACAUAAAGAUGAUGCAAGUAUGCGCCUUUGAGCUUGGUAUCCCUAUCGACACGAUCAAGGUCAAACCAACGACCACCUUUACCAACUCAGAUUCGUUCAUUACUGGAGGCAGCCGCGCGUCCGAUGUUAACGCUCUGGGAGUCGUGCAGUGCUGUCAGCAACUGAAGACCCGGAUGGACCCGGUCAAGGCCAAGAUGUCGAAUCCCACCUGGCAGCAGCUGGUAGCUCAGUGCUACGCCCAAGGAGUGGACUUGUCAGCCAGAAGCUCAACAUAUCCAACAGGGGACUUCAGUAACUAUAACAUCUACGGUGCCACGUGUACUGAAGUUGAGGUGGACAUCUUGACCGGGGAGAACCAGAUCAACAGAGUGGACCUACUGUAUGACUGCGGAGAGAGCAUUAACCCAGAUGUUGACAUCGGCCAAGUUGAAGGAGGAUUUGUGAUGGGAUUGGGCUACUUUUUGAACGAAGAGAUGAUAUAUGACCCCAAGACUGGCACCGCCCUGACUGAUGGAACUUGGGAAUACAAACCUCCAAUGGGCAAGGACAUUCCAAUCGACUUCCGUAUCCAGUUCUUGAAGAAUGCUCCAAACCCACGUGGAGUCCUAAGAGCAAAAGCUGUGGGCGAGCCACCCCUGUGUAUGUCUGUAUCAGCGUUGUUUGCUGUGAAACACGCCAUCGAGGCUGCCAGAAAGGAAAUCACCCAGGACACGUUUUUCCGUCUCGACGGCCCAGCAACAGUGGAGGUGAUUCAGACAGCCUGUCAGCUCGACACCUCCCAGUUGGUGUACGGGACAUAGGUCGCCAUGACUCAUUUCGACCAUGUUGAGAAGGAGUAAUCAGACCUAAGGAAUUAAGGAAAUAUGCAGUGUUAAAAUGACACUUGUCGCAACAGUUUGUGUUUGCUAUUGGCUUUCCUUCAGUGAAUGACACUUUAUAUAUGUAGUAUGUGAUUGUCUAUGACGAUGUAUGACAUUACACGAGGUAUGACAUCCAUGAGGUACCAUUAGGUAUGACAGAACAAAAUAAUAAUAUAUAAAAAUUAAUGACCAAGAAUUAAGAAUCACAAAACAUAUAACCAUUACAUAUAAAGUCAAUUAUUAUUUAACCAUUUAAACCAAUACAGUUUAUUUUAUUUGCUUGUUUUUAAAUACAGCAGUAUAUAAAGGCGGGCUAAAAUUUAUGGAUCAUGCCCAGAGUGAGUGAGUUAGUUUUACGCAGCUUUUAGCAAGAUUCAAGCAAAAUCAUGGCGGGCGAACACCAGAAAUGGGCUUCACAUUGUACCCAUGUGGGGAAUCGAACCCGGGUCUUCGGCGUGACGAGCGAGCGCUCUAACCACUAUGCUACCCUAAUCCCCUACCAUGCUAGAAAGAAUCUAGUGUUUGAUAUUAUGAGCGAAGUUACAUCUGGGUAUUUGCACUUUAAUCAUCUUUAUCAACAAGCUUGGAAAUCCGAUAAACAUAGUCUCCCUUACUACCUGCAUUCGUUGCCACGGACAUGAUCUAACACAUUUCAAAUGGGGACCAAAUAAUUUUGUUUCAAACUCAGAUGUGCGUGUUAAGUGAGUGAGUGUUUUCGCCGCUUUUAGCAAUAUUCCAGCAACAUCACGGCGGGGACACCAGAAAUGGGCUUCACACAUCGUACCAUGUGAGGAAUCGAACCCGGGCCUUCGGCGUGACGAGCGAACGCUUUAACCACUAGGCUACCCCACCGCCCCGUACGGGCUAAGGCAUGGAGGACAUUAAUAUGUGAUUAGUUAAAUAUGAUUGAUCUGGCCUUGUGUGGCAUGAAAGAUUGAUAUGUUCACAAGUGACGUGAUGUACAAGUUAAGAUAUUUACUGUGACUAGUGAAAUAUGAUGAACACCUGUAAUACUCUAUUUAGUAUAUGUUUCCAAUUUUGUUUAAUUAAAUUUCAACAUUAUUAAUCCCAGAAAAUUUGAUUUUCGAAAUCCAAAUUCUCUGACAGUAAACAAAUGAGUGUUCAUUCUUUGUUCAGGCACACAUGUACGAUAUAGUUCGCUAGUCAAAAAUAAAAUAAAAAUCGAGACAAUACAUAUCUGUAUCAGUAGCUGUAUUGGUCACGUUUUUUCAUUGUCUGAAUAAGAUGAAUACCUGUUAUAAUAAAAUGAUUCUUUUGGUCUGAACGUAAUCGUCAAAACUCGGCGCCGACGCACGAAUAUACAUAAGAAAAACAAACAUGGCGGGCCUGGAGAAAAUGGAAGCGAUUUUGAGAAAAAAAUUCAACAAUCUACUGUGUCAAUAAGCAUAAGCACAGGUAUUGAACGCCGCCAACCGAGUGAUAUAAAAUCACUUGUUCAUAAAAUGUCAGUUUUGGACGCUGUCAGCGCGUAACUCAUGUGUUUUGAACAGCUCGCGAGUUUUCUUCACAGAAGGUUGGACAUCUGAUGCUCAGGUUUGCUGACCAAAUGUAUUUGGUGAAAUAUGCAUAUAUUAACGUUGUCAUUUAUUGUUUUGGACAGAAUGCAGUUUUCGCUUUUGUGCAAUACCACUUAAUUAUGUAAUAAAAUUAUUUGCUGUCGACCAGCCAGACAAAUGUGUUAUGG
Molecule: messenger RNA, 5851 nt
Organism: Haliotis rubra (blacklip abalone)
Lineage: Eukaryota; Metazoa; Mollusca; Gastropoda; Lepetellida; Haliotidae
Product: xanthine dehydrogenase-like
Exons: 35
Coding region: 97-4086 (1329 amino acids)
Molecular function (GO): iron ion binding; 2 iron, 2 sulfur cluster binding; oxidoreductase activity
Source: RefSeq, a predicted model, not a curated record